Rhinolophus ferrumequinum (greater horseshoe bat) is the source of this 3551-nucleotide messenger RNA. RefSeq names its product extracellular leucine rich repeat and fibronectin type III domain containing 1 (gene ELFN1). Lineage: Eukaryota; Metazoa; Chordata; Mammalia; Chiroptera; Rhinolophidae. The record is from RefSeq and is a predicted model, not a curated record. Bases 725 to 3181 code for a protein of 818 amino acids. The transcript is spliced from 3 exons. Gene Ontology annotation, molecular function: protein binding. Gene Ontology annotation, cellular component: plasma membrane.
GCCCCGCGCUCGCCCCGCGCUUGACGCAGUGAGCGCCGCAGCCCGGCUCCCGCCGGCUCCUCUCGGCUCUCCCGCGCAGGCCGAGCCCAGCCCGGCGGGCUCCGGGAGGGGCGGGCUGGGCGCGAGGGGGAGGAGAUCUGUCUGGAGCCGGCGAGCCGGGAGGAGGAAGAGGAGGAAGAAGCAGGGGAAGCCGCCGCGGCGCUCCGGAGACCUGAGCACUCGCGCUCCGCUCGCCUUUGCCCGCGCCUGAAGCCCCGCGCCAGCGCCCGGGUCCAGUGGACACUGCCUUGGAGACCAUUUGCCCCACGCUUUGGCUGGAUCCUUGCUCUUCCUCUGUGUCCAGAAAUGAGGAGAAGAUGUCUGUGAUCCCUGAGGGGAGGAAGCUGCCAGCCUGUUCUUCUCAGAUGAGCCAGGUCACCGGCAGGCCCUGACCCAAAGGUGAGCUGGAGGUGCAGGGUGGAGCUGUCCGGACGCCCAGGCUGAUGGGCGAGGAGGCCAUGGUGAUGGCAGCACACAGUGGGCGGACGACGAGAGGCAGCUGGCAGUGAGGGGGCACGUUCCCUCCCAGCUCUCGUGCUGUGCGACCAUGCGGUUUGGGACAGGACACCCCUGAGCGUGUGGGCACCCUCCUCUCCUGCCCCUCCGUCCCUCUGGGGGCCACCGCCCCGCCCCCCACCCGGUGUCCCUGGCAGGCUGAGUGCAGCCUCCUGCGAGGGCAGUCCCCAUGGCCGGGGCCCCCGGAGCGGUGCUGUGGGUGUGUGUGACGGCAGCCGCCCUGCUGCACGCGGGCGGCCUGGCCCGCGGUGACUGCUGGCUGAUCGAGGGCGACAAGGGCUUCGUGUGGCUGGCCAUCUGCAGCCAGAACCAGCCGCCGUACGAGGCCAUCCCGCAGCAGAUCAACAGCACCAUUGUGGACCUGCGGCUGAACGAGAACCGCAUCCGCAGCGUGCAGCACGCCGCACUCAGCCGCUUCGGGAACCUCACGUACCUGAACCUGACCAAGAACGAGAUCGCCUACAUCGAGGAUGGCGCCUUCUCGGGCCAGUUCAACCUGCAGGUGCUGCAGCUGGGCUACAACCGGCUGCGCAACCUGACGGAGGGCGUGCUGCGCGGCCUGGGCAAGCUGGAGUACCUGUACCUGCAGGCCAACCUCAUCGAGGUGGUCACACCCGGUGCCUUCUGGGAGUGCCCCAACGUCGUCAACGUGGACCUGUCCAUGAACCGCAUCCAGCGGCUGCACAGCGCCACCUUCGCGGGCCUGGCCCGCCUGUCAGCCUGCGAGCUGUACAGCAACCCCUUCUACUGCUCCUGCGAGCUCCUGGGCUUCCUGCGCUGGCUGGCGGCCUUCACCAACGCCACGCACACCUACGACCGCAUGCAGUGCGAGUCGCCGCCACACUACUCCGGCUACUUCCUGCUGGGCCAGGGCCGGCUAGGCCAGCGCAGCGUUCUCACCACACUACAGUCCGUGUGCACCGAUGGCGCGUACGCGGCCGAGCCCCGCCUGGUGCCAGAGCGGUCGCCACCGGGCCGCGUGCCGCCCACACCGCUGGAGCCCAGCGAGGCCCCCUGCGUCGCGGACGAGUGCUUCUCCGGUGAUGGCACCACCCCGCUGGUGGCCCUACCCACACUGGCCACCCAGGCCGAGGCACGGCCCCUCAUCAGGGUCAAGCAGCUGACCCAGAACUCGGCCACCAUCACAGUGCAGCUGCCCAGCCCGUUCAACCGCAUGUACACGCUGGAGCAUUUCAACAACAGUAAGUCGUCCACCGUGUCCAGGCUGACCAAGCCCCAGGAGGACAUCCGCCUGACCAACCUCUACGCGCUCACCAACUACACCUACUGCGUGGUGUCCACCAGCUCCGGGCUGCACCACAACCACACCUGCCUCACCAUCUGCCUGCCCAAGCCGCCCAGCCCCCCGGGCCCCGUGCCCAGCCCCUCCACGGCCACCCACUACAUCAUGACCAUCCUGGGCUGUCUCUUCGGCAUGGUGCUGGUGCUGGGCGCCGUCUACUACUGUCUGCGCAAGCGCAGGCGCCAGGAGGAGAAGCACAAGAAGGCAGCCGCGGCCAGCAGCCUCAAGAAGACCAUCAUCGAGCUCAAGUACGGGCCGGAGCUGGAGGCGCCCGGCCUGGCCCCACUGUCCCAGGGCCCACUGCUCGGCCCCGACACUGUGGCCCGCAUCCCGUAUCUGCCGGCGGCCACCAGCGACGUGGAGCCAUACAAGCUGGUGGAGAGCGAGACGCCCAAGGCCAGCAAAGGCACCUACAUGGAGGUGCGCACCGGGGAGCCGGGGGAGCGCAGGGACUGCGAGCCGGGCCGGCCGGGCCCUGACAGCCAGGGCUCGGUGGCCGAGAUCUGCACCAUCGCCAAGGAGGUGGACAGGGUCAACCAGAUCAUCAACAGUUGCAUCGAUGCGCUCAAGUCCGAGUCCACCACCUUCCAGGGCGGCAAGUCGGGCGCCGUGUCCGCGGCCGAGCCGCAGCUGGUGCUGCUGUCCGAGCCGCUGGCCGGCAAGCACGGCUUCCUGUCGCCCGUGUACAAGGACACCUUCAGCCACGGCCUGCAGCGGCACCACAGCGUGGAGGCGGCCCCGGGGCCCCCUCGCGCCAGCACCUCGUCCAGCAGCUCCACACGCAGCCCCAGGGCCUUCCGUGCUGAGGCCACCGGUGUGCACAAGGUCGCGGCCACUGAGGCUAAGUACAUCGAGAAGAGCUCACCCGCGGCCGACGCCAUCCUCACUGUGACACCCGCAGCUGCUGUUCUGCGGGCCGAGGCCGAGAAGAGCCGCCAGUACGGCGAGCACCGGCACUCGUACCCCGGCUCCCACACGGCCGAGCCGCCCGCACCUCCGGUGCCCCCGCCCCAUGAAGGCCUGGGCGGCCGCAAAGCGUCCAUCCUGGAGCCGCUGACCCGGCCGCGGCCCCGCGACCUGGCCUACUCGCAGCUGUCCCCGCAGUACCAGCACCUGAGCUACGCCUCCAGCCCCGAGCACAGCUGCAGGGCCCCCCACAGCAUCUGGGAGCGCCUCCGCCCCAGCCGCCGGCGGCACAGGGACCAUGAGGAGUUCCUGGCCGCCGGCCACGCGCUGCGCAAGAAGGUCCAGUUCGCCAAAGAUGAGGACCUGCAUGACAUCCUGGACUACUGGAAGGGCGUGUCGGCCCAGCACAAGUCCUGAGCCCCGGCACUCGUGGUGCCCGCCGGACCCAAAAGGACACAAGCCCCACUGCAGCUCUUUGUAACCCAGAGACUGUCACCUGUCAGACACACACACACACACACACACACACACACACACACACACACGGUGGCAUUGUGGAGCCUGGAGCCCCACGUAGAAAGCAGGGAGGGGGCGCAGACACACAGUAAAUGGACCGUGGCUGUGUACACGGACCUGCCCUGAGACCUUCUCACCGGUGUGAGCGGCCCGCCACACACACUGUGCACACGCAUACGCACACGCACACGCACACGGGACUUCGGAAAACUGUGUCUUAGGGAUUGGGGUGGGGGAGGGGAAUUUUUUUUCGGUAUCCUAUUUUGAUUCU